Lineus longissimus is the source of this 2204-nucleotide messenger RNA. Its product is annotated as dual oxidase maturation factor 1-like. Gene Ontology annotation, cellular component: endoplasmic reticulum membrane. The coding region runs from base 116 to 1237 and encodes 373 amino acids. The record is from RefSeq and is a predicted model, not a curated record. Gene Ontology annotation, biological process: protein transport. NCBI's taxonomy places the organism in Eukaryota, Metazoa, Nemertea, Pilidiophora, Heteronemertea, Lineidae. The transcript is spliced from 9 exons.
AACGUACAUGUUUGAUAUUCCCACUCUCUUUUGAACUCCCGAGAUAUGUGGUAAUAUUUCCCUUCACUUCAUCUGAGAGUCGACCUGGAAGUCAUUUGAUAAACAAGGUCCAGCCAUGUCCCCUAUCAAACCAACCAACAUCCCAGGGUGGUUCCAGGCCUUCAGGGAUGGAGACUGGAGCGCGUACUAUGGUCCGAUACGCACCGCAGCCACGGUCGACUUCAGACAAGUUUGUGUUUUGUAUUCGUGGAGUUUGAUGGGACUCGGGUGCAGUGUGUUGAUCAUUGGCACGAGGAGAAGUGAGAGGUUCUCCACCCUCCUUCGGAUGUCCAUGGCCUUGCACGUGGGAUUUGCAGUGUUGUUGUCGAUGAUUAGUUCCGAUUGGUUGGUAGCUCGUGGUCACGUGACGUCAUGGUACGGAUUGACAAACGAUCAGAAGAUCGACGCAGACGUCAGCAUCCACGUCGGUUUGGACCAUGUCAACAUCAGUCUUAUAGGGAAAUUGAACUCGAGUGGAGAUGUCUACUAUAAUGAGAGAAUAUCGUGGUGGGGAGUUCACCAAGCAGAGAAAGAAUAUGAUGCUGCCCUGUCUAAAGGCCUGCCCAUCCCACUGAUGGACAUGGAGGAGACGUUUGGUAUUGGGUUCGAUCAGUUUGACAUCAACAAAUCAAUUGAUCUAAGAACAGCCGGAUAUUACACCUACAUACUGCUGUGCACUGGUCUCUCAUUUUGGUUCGUCACAAAUGUGCUUGUCUAUCUUGUCAUCACCGAGGCGGCCCUGUUGUUUAUCUUGACCGGUUUUGUCCUCCUAUUGGCCAAUCUUGUGUACUACUUCGGGCAACCUCGCGAACCUGUCGUCAUCCAUGUGGAGGGAACGAAACUGGAGCUAACCUUUGGAUGGUGUUUCUUCGUCAACCUCGUAGCAGGUGGACUGACAUUUCUUGCUGGCAUCGUUCUCUGCAUAGCGGGACGACUUGCGCCUGCCCGAGUGGCCAUGUUUUUUGACAUCACCAAUGACAACGUGAUGAUGGAACUCAAAGCGAGCAAGGGCGGUAAAGAAGAACAUUAUCAAACGUACCAAGAACCCGAGCCUUGUGGCCUGGCGAACGCGACGUUUAUUGAUGACGACGAAGAUGAUGGUGGCGACGAUGAAACAGCUGUUGACGCUGUAGAAUCUGCAGAUGCGACACGGAGGGUCCGUAUUGAGCUUGACCCGUUCAGGAAGAUCAGUUAUUAGAGUCGAGAGGAUGAUGUCGUGUCCAGAUGAGUCAGAAGCAAGUGGAGAUAAGACGAUCUUUACGAACAAAUAUAUUAUUUAUUGAUUCUCAAGAGCUUGAAGGUAACAACGAGAGAGAGCAAUUCCGGAAGGGCCGUGGUGGGCCUUGAAGACACUAUAACAGCGCAGAGGAGAAUUCCACGGACCCGCUAUUCCUUCAUCACCACUUCUGGCGAGCUUCGACUUUGUUUUCGCCAAUUGUUCAGGAUUUCGAUGGACUUCAACUUCAAAAAUAUGCCAGCUCAAGUGGUAUUAGUAAAGGUUGAUCGCCACUGCAGGGUGUACCAGGGCAAAAUAUAGGCUAUCUUUGGCAAGAAUUGGUGUCAUUGAGGAUGAAGCCCAUUUUAUCUUUCAUUGCGAUAAACACGGAAUCAUCUGACAUUAUACGGGUCAUUUUCCCUGAUUUUCAACAUUCUGGACUUUUCAUGUAUAUGCGGUAUAUGUAUAUACACUGUACUAGCAUUGUACCCGUACGGGCAGGUUCAAAUGGGCUAUACCUUGAACAAACUCGCACAGUGCCGAAAUUAAAAUUCAAUUUCAGAGAAGGAACGAAAUCAGCGCCUCUAGUGUCAAGAUGAUAUCUUGAAUAGAUUGAAUUGCAAUGAAAUUUUAAUGUCGGCCUCCAAAUGGAUCGAACCAAUUUCACUAAAAUGCGUGCUCCUCCUACAUGUAGCAAGGUCUCGGGCAAGGCACUCGACAGGCAAGCUAUAAGUUCAGCACCGUGAGCAGAUCCUUGAUAAGGCCAUGCCAAGUUGAGAGUGCCUCUUCAGAUACAUCAAGUAUUGAAAGCUGUGGUGAGCACAUAAACUGACCAUGGUAAGCCUAUUUGAAAAUCCCUUCAUAAUCAAGGGCUAGCACUGGCUAACACAGCAACCAUAGACAAUAGACCACCAAUUUGACCCCAGAUCCUUACUGCGGGAAAACCCAA